Rhizophagus irregularis DAOM 181602=DAOM 197198 is the source of this 786-nucleotide messenger RNA. RefSeq lists its product as uncharacterized. The record is from RefSeq and is a predicted model, not a curated record. Gene Ontology annotation, biological process: proteolysis. NCBI's taxonomy places the organism in Eukaryota, Fungi, Glomeromycota, Glomeromycetes, Glomerales, Glomeraceae. Gene Ontology annotation, molecular function: serine-type endopeptidase activity.
UACAAUUACCCAACUAGUGCUGGUUCCGGAGUAAACGUUUACGUAGUUGACACAGGAAUUGAUAUUAAAAAUGCUGAAUUUGAGGGAAGAGCAAGUUUUGGAGGUAGCUUUUGCGCUGGUUGUUCAUCAACCGAUGAUAAUGGCCACGGAACCAACGUUGCUGGUAUUAUUGGGGGUAAGAAAUAUGGAGUUGCCAAUAAAGCAACUCUCAUUGCAAUUAAGGUAUUAGAUCAAAGUGGGCAAGGUUCUUCAACAACAGUGGUGGCAGGAUUGUCUUACGUAAUCCUCCAACACUCAAAAAGUUCAAAUAAAAAAACGGUGGUCAAUUUGUCACUUGGAGGAGCAUAUUCUCAGGCAAUUAAUCAAAUGAUAAGCCUUUGUAGUAAUGCUGGUAUUCACGUAGUGGUAUCAGCAGGUGACGAUUCAAGUAAUGCAUGCAAUGUAUCGCCAGCAUCAGCACCACAAGCAAUUACUGUUGGUGCCACGGAAAAAUCUACAAAUAAAAUUACAAACUUAACUAAUACCGGAUCCUGCGUAAAAAUUUUUGCUCCAGGAGUGGAUAUUGUUGCAGCGGGUGCUUUACUAACUAAUUCAUUAUCCAAGGCUUCAGGAACCAGCCAAGCUUGCCCACACGUUGCUGGUACUGUCGCUUUAAUCAUUAGCAAAAAGGGCAACAUGAACCCAUCAUUAAUGAUAAAUGAAUUAAUAACAUUAUCUACCAAAAAUAUUUUAACAAACCUACAAAAUGCUACGCCUAAUAGAUUUUUACGUAUACCCAGUCCAUAA